AUGCGCGCAGCCCCCGUGCUGCGCGUGACGCUGCUUCUGCUGCCGCACUGGCUGGCGGCGCCCCGGCCGGCGCAGGCCGAGUCCCUCUUCCACAGCCGGGACCGCUCGGACGCGGCGCCGGCCCCGCGGCAGCGAGCCAAGCCCAUCGCAGACCUGCGGGCCGCGCAGAGAUUCCUGUCCAGAUAUGGCUGGUCGAAGGCGUCGUCAGCCGGGGGCCCCAGCCCCGAGGGGCUCCCGCCGGCCGCCUGGGGCUCCGCCCUGGCCGAGGCCAUGCGCAGGUUCCAGAGGGCCAACGCGCUGCCGGCCAGCGGGAAGCUGGACGCGGCCACGCUGGCGGCCAUGAACAGGCCCCGCUGCGGCGUCCCCGACACGCGGCCGCCCCCCCGGGCCGCCCCCGAGACCCCGCCGGCCCCCCGAGGGGCUCGGCCCAGGGCCCGGCCCAAGCGUUUCCUGCACGCGCUGCUGCCCAGGCCGGGCGGGCGGCAGGACGCGUCCUCCGACGGCGGGGCCCUCCGGGCCUUCUCCAAGAAGACGCUCACGUGGCGGCUGGUGGGCGAGGCGUACAGCAGCCAGCUCUCCGUGGACGAGCAGAGGUACAUCUUCCGAUUGGCCUUCCGGAUGUGGAGCGAGGUGAUGCCCCUGGACUUCCGGGAGGACCUCACCGCCCCCGGGGCCGGCGUGGACAUCAAGCUGGGCUUCGGGAGAGGCCGGCACCUGGGCUGCCCGCGGGUGUUUGACGGGAGUGGGCAAGAGUUUGCUCACGCCUGGCGCCUGGGCGACAUUCACUUCGAUGACGACGAACACUUCACUCCCCCCACCAGCGACGCGGGCAUCAGCCUCCUCAAGGUGGCCGUCCACGAAAUUGGCCAUGUCCUCGGCUUGCCCCACACCCACAGGACAGGAUCCAUAAUGCAGCCCAAUUACAUUCCCCAGGAGCCCGCGUUUGAGUUGGACUGGUCAGACCGAAAAGCAAUUCAAAAGCUGUAUGGUUCCUGUGAAGGAUCAUUCGAUAUUGCAUUCGACUGGAUUCGCAAAGAGAGAAACCAGUACGGUGAGGUGCGGGUGAGAUUCAGCACGUACUUCUUCCGCAAGGGCUGGUACUGGCUCUAUGAGAACCGCAACAACAGGACGCGCUACGGGGACCCUCUGCAAAUCCUCGCCGGCUGGCGUGGCAUCCCAGCACUCGGCCUAGACGCCUUUGUCCAUGUCUGGACCUGGAGACGAGAUGAACGCUACUUUUUUAAAGGAAACCAAUACUGGCGGUAUGACAGUGAGCGGGACCAGGCCUACACAGAAGAUGAACAAGGAAGAAGCUACCCCAAGCUGAUUUCAGAAGGGUUUCCAGGCAUCCCCAGCCCCCUGGACACAGCCUUUUAUGACCGGAGGCAGCAGUUAAUUUACUUCUUUAAGGAGGCCUUUGUGUUUGCAUUUGAUGUCAACAGAAAUCAAGUACUUGAUUCUUAUCCACUGCGGAUCACUCAAGUUUUCCCAGCACUAGCACCACAAAACCAUCCCUUCAGCAAUAUCGACUCGGCCUACUACUCCUAUGCGCACAACUCCGUUUUCCUCUUCAAAGGCAAUGCCUACUGGAAAGUAGUCAACGACAAGGACAAGCAACACAACUCCUCGCUGCCUUCGAAUGGCUUAUUUCCCAAGAGGUCUACUUCGGGGAAGUGGUUUGACGUUUGUGAUGUUGAUGUGUCCACAUUGAACAUGUGAUGAGAACAGGGAAGCUGAAGUGACCGUAGGAUUUCUCUUCUAAGAGAACAAGUCCAACUUGUUUUACAGAGAAAAGGAACCAGGUUUCAUUCGCUAAAGCAAAUAUGGCUCCUUAAGUUAAGCCCAGUGCAAAAGCAUUACCUGAACUCUCUCUAAAAAGCCUUGACUUCAAGAUCAUUUGGCUCAGGGGGGAAAAAAAAAAUCAAAUAAUUUUACUAAUAUUUAAAGGAAGGCUUUAAAAAAGAAAAAGCAA
Molecule: messenger RNA, 1972 nt
Organism: Perognathus longimembris pacificus (Pacific pocket mouse)
Lineage: Eukaryota; Metazoa; Chordata; Mammalia; Rodentia; Heteromyidae
Gene: Mmp21
Product: matrix metallopeptidase 21
Exons: 7
Coding region: 1-1719 (572 amino acids)
Biological process (GO): extracellular matrix organization; proteolysis; collagen catabolic process
Cellular component (GO): extracellular matrix
Molecular function (GO): metalloendopeptidase activity; zinc ion binding
Source: RefSeq, a predicted model, not a curated record